Molecule: messenger RNA, 1561 nt
Organism: Daucus carota subsp. sativus
Lineage: Eukaryota; Viridiplantae; Streptophyta; Magnoliopsida; Apiales; Apiaceae
Product: cysteine-rich receptor-like protein kinase 10
Exons: 6
Coding region: 283-1446 (387 amino acids)
Biological process (GO): protein phosphorylation
Cellular component (GO): plasma membrane
Molecular function (GO): protein serine/threonine kinase activity; ATP binding
Source: RefSeq, a predicted model, not a curated record
GCCACGCUUCGUUUUAACCCUAAGUUCCACUCCCAAAUCUUAAAAUAGGUUCAUUCUCUCUCCCAUUUACAAUGCCAGAAUCAACACUUUCUUUACUAAUUGAGACUGACAUUUUUUCUGCUCAACUUCACCGUCCCAAAUCUCCCUUCAGCAAACACUAGCAACUCUGGUUUCUACAAUGCCUCCUUUGGUGAAGAAUCCAACAGAGUUUACACGCUCGUGCUCUGCAGGGGUGACGUUCAACCUGAUAUAUGCAGAAGCUGUGUAAAAGACUCAAUUAACAUGCUAAAAGAGCAAUGUCCUCACCAAAAGGAGGCUGAUGAGUGGUACCAAGAGUGCCUCUUAAGGUACUCGAAUACUUCUAUACUUAACACCUUAGUGACAGAGCCAACUAGGAUGCACAGUGGUACCGUUGCAAGUGAUAAGGCUCAAUUUAAUCAAGACCUCAGAGAUAUGUUGGAUAAUUUGAAAGCACAAGCUAUUCAACAAAAGUUUGCCACGGCAAAACAAACGACACAGGAUCGGACUAUAUAUGGGCUUAUGCAGUGCACUCCUGACUUGUCUUCGACGCAGUGCAGUAACUGCCUUGAUAAGGCUAUUGAAAAUAUUCCAACAUGUUGCAGUGGAAGAACAGGUGGCCAAGUAUUAAAACCUAGCUGUAGACUUAGAUUUGAGAUUGGACCUUUUUAUGAUGGGACGCCUUCGGUUGAUAUACAAACACCUUCGGCUAAACAACCUCCUGCAGUAGCUGGCACAGAUAAUAAUAAGAAGCAAACUAUAAUUAUCAUUGUUGUCGUCAUUGUUGGUACUGUUACACUCCUGCUUGUUCUAUUCUGCAUCUAUAAAAGAAAGGGAAAACCGAGGACUGCUGCUGGGAUAUUGCCCAAGGACAUGGUGAAUUUACAGACCAUCCAAUCCAUUCAAUAUAACUUUGGUACUCUUGAAGUUGCUACAAAUUGCUUCUCAGGUGGCAAUAAACUCGGACAAGGUGGUUUCGGAGCAGUUUACAAGGGUACACUUCAAAAUGGUGAACGAAUAGCUGUUAAAAGGCUUUCUGCAGGUUCAAAUCAAGGUCAACAAGAAUUUAUAAACGAGGUCGUCAUUGUGGCAGAACUGCAACACAAAAAUUUAGUUAGACUUCACGGUUACUGCUACGAAGGAACUGAAAGACUUCUUGUUUAUGAGCUUUUGCCGAAUGCAAGUCUUGACCACUUUAUACUUGAUUCAGGGAAGCGUACAUGCAUGAAUUGGGAGAUACGAUACAAGAUCAUAAAUGGAGUUGCUAGGGGACUUCUUUAUCUACAUCAAGAUUCAAGACCGUCGAUUAUUCAUCGUGAUCUCAAAGCUAGCAAUGUUUUGCUCGAUGCAGAGAUGAAUCCUAAAAUUGCGGACUUCGGCAUGGCAAAGCUAUUCAACUUGGAUGAAACUCACGGAAGUACAAGUUAGGAAGGAAAAGAGACCUACGAUGGAUUCAGUAGUGCUUAUGCUAAAUACCUUUUCUCUCAGUCUUGCUGUACCUUUAAAACCGGCAUUUUUUAUCCAGAGUACCAUUGAUCAAGAA